GAGGUCACCAAGUUCCAUGGCCCAAAGGCUUGAGGGCAAGGGUGCUGGCCCAUCUCCAACCCAAGGACUCAAGAGCUCCUGAGAGGGACACGUUGUAUUGGGAACCAGGAACACUCCAAGUGCUGACCCCUGAGCCAGGACGAGGGGCAGGAGGUGCCAUCCAGGAGGUCACGGGAGCCCCCGGCCUGGCUUGGGUGCUAUCCACGCCGCCAGGCCACCAUGGUCCUUGGCUGGCCACUGGUUCUGGUGUUGGUCCUGUGCCCGGGGGCGACAGGCAUCAAGGACUGCGUCUUCUGUGAGCUGACUGACUCCACUCAGUGCCCAGGCACACACAUGCGCUGUGGGGACGACGAGGAUUGCUUCAUAGGUCACGGAGUAGCCCAGGGCGUGGGGCCCAUCAUCAACAAAGGCUGCGUGCACUCCACCAGCUGUGGCCGUGAGGAGCCUGUCAGCUACAUGGGCCUCACCUACAGCCUCACCACCACCUGCUGCUCUGGCCAACUCUGCAACGGGGGUGCUGGUUCUGACACAGGGACCCCCAGCCUGGCCCUGAGUCUGCAGCUGCUCCUGGGCCUGUCGCUGCUACUUCAAUACUGUCUGUGACCUACAGGAACUGCAGGGCCUGGGGCUGUGCCCUGUGCCCCCCGCCUCCACCCCUUCCCCCCAUUAAAUGGCCAGAGGUGCAGUCUGCCUCCUGUGGCCCUGGCUUCCUCCGGGCUGGCAAGGCCCCUGACAUGCCAUCGUGAGGGGUGCGGCCUGUGACUCUCACUGCUGUGCUGUGCCCCACUGGUCCUAAGACGCACACCUUUUCACUUUGCUCAGGUGCCUCUUUGUGUCCGCGUCACCUUAGAGUUCGUGAAAUACGGUAAAAGACAAUAAUACCAGA
Messenger RNA from Peromyscus maniculatus bairdii (prairie deer mouse), 886 nucleotides. RefSeq names its product sperm acrosome associated 4 (gene Spaca4). Gene Ontology annotation, biological process: sperm-egg recognition. Gene Ontology annotation, cellular component: membrane. Lineage: Eukaryota; Metazoa; Chordata; Mammalia; Rodentia; Cricetidae. The record is from RefSeq and is a predicted model, not a curated record.